Messenger RNA from Styela clava, 2546 nucleotides. RefSeq lists its product as uncharacterized. Gene Ontology annotation, cellular component: chromatin silencing complex. NCBI's taxonomy places the organism in Eukaryota, Metazoa, Chordata, Ascidiacea, Stolidobranchia, Styelidae. The record is from RefSeq and is a predicted model, not a curated record. Gene Ontology annotation, biological process: heterochromatin formation; negative regulation of DNA-templated transcription. Gene Ontology annotation, molecular function: chromatin binding; transcription cis-regulatory region binding.
UAAACUUAAACAAAUGUAUAGUCUUAUAUCUAAACAUUUCUUAUAUAUCAGCAUUGCUGGAAUAUCAUUCUAUGUAUAAUAUCGUGGAGGCGGUUUCCAAACACGGUAGUUGGUAGAUUGGCGAAUAUUUCCAAAACUAUGAACUGCCAUCACUAUUGUGUAUAGUUAGUCGCCCUCGCAGUAUAUCACAAGCUUUGGACUGAAGUGGGUUCAGCCCUAAAACCUUGCCUACCGACACUGGAUAGUGAGCAGCAAAUGAAAGUUGUUAUAAAUGUUUAAUGUAUUAUUAUGAUUACUGUUUCAGAUCUUAAUUUAAGAUCAUGAAGCCAGCAACUAGAAAACGACGAGCAGCAAGCCUAACUGCUGAAGCUCUCUGGAACAUACAGUUGGAAGAUGACGUUUUAGGAAAAUCGGCGCAAUUCAGUGUCAAUGCAAAUAAAAAGAUAACCCUGCGUGAAAGCGCCAAGAUUGCCCCUUGCUUGCCGGGACCACAUAACAAUUGUGUCGAUGAAAAAAGAAACGAUAUCGAUAAUAAUAGAUUCAUAACUACGACUAGAGGAGGAAAGCGAAAGCAGUUGAAACGGAAGGCUGAAAUGUUACCGAAGCCUUGCGUUCAUCAGCAGUCGGCGCUGUCCGUCACGGGUAAAGCUGGCAACUCAUAUAUCAGCAAAGGCAAGCCUACCGCAUCCGUAGUUCCUCUCAUUAAACGCCAGAGUAUUACAACAAAAGAAACGCAUCCUUCGGACGCAGUUUCCGGCAGCUCGCAGGUUCUAUUGCUGCCAAUAUCUCUAAACCCGAGUCCCAGUACAAUGUCGGGCGGAAGCGCAUCCCUUCCGAUCUUUGCACUUCAUUCAACUUCAGUUAAGUUAGAUUUGAUGCGAUGUCUGGACAAUUCACAACUGGUAAACGUUGCGCCGAUGCUAGCUGGAUCAUCGGGUACGCAAGUCAGUUUAUCACCGAGCGAACGCCUCCUGCACCAUCCGAGGUAUUAUGUCAAUCCCAAAAUUGAAGAUCAUGUAUGUAAAAGACAAACAAGUUAUCCACCCUUCGAUCAAGACGAACCUCUGAACUUGAAAUUAGGGGAGAGUAGCAUUCCAAGUGGAGGUAUCAAAAAUAAAAAUGCACAUCCGACUGGACGAAAUUACGCAAAGAAAAAUACCCCAAAAUUGUGGAGAAAACAGGUUUCUAUCAUGUCGAAUUCACUGUCAGUCUCGGCUAAGAAUAUGCUCAGCAGUAAUAUUGCAAAAAGCAAGUUCCAAUUAAACUCAAGUUCCAGAAAUCUUGUUCCAUCCAUACUUUGCAAAGAUAUCAUCAGAUAUGAUGCUUAUUCUCCCUCAUCAGAAUCAUCUUGCUCAACGGAUCUAGAAGAAGGUUCUGCGUCUGCGCCUGCACGAGGAAGAAAAAAAUCUUCUCAGAUUAAUUUACGGUGCAAAGCCGCUCCUGCACCAGGAACGGAUGAAUAUUAUCGCCAACAGAAAUUUUCACCUUAUGAAAGGGAAACGCCGAAACAGCACAAGUCAACGAAAGCACGUCUGAAAUCUAACGAAACCGUCAUCGAGAACAACGGUUGGAUAUGGGAAGGGAAACCAUAUGAAGCACCUGUAUAUAGCGUGCAAUCCGGAAAGCCAGUGAUACGUCUCUGUUAUCCUUCUAUGAGGAGGAAAUGUGACGGCAAAUCUGACGAAGACGACGUUGUUAUGGUUCGAGAUUGCGUCAUAAUGCGUGCUGAUGCAGGGGAGCAACCUUACGUCGCAAAAGUUGCUGCACUUUGGUCGCAACCAGGUACCGGUACCAUGAUGAUCAGUCUGCUAUGGUUUUACAGACCAGAACAUACAGAAGAUUCUCGCGUAUUAUCAUCUCGAUACAAUGAUAGCGAACUGUUUGCAUCUCGUCAUUUAGAUGAAAUAAGCGUGGCAUGUGUGGAAGAUAAAUGCUUUGUCCUAACAUAUAAUCAAUAUUGCAGGUUUCAAGCUUUGUCAGAGAAAUCGGACCAAGCAUGCAUCGUCGAUGGACGAAAUCUUGUUCCUGCAAAAUCGACUUCACUUCAGAGUAGAAAAUCGCACUUGGACGUUCCUGUCGAUACAGAUAAAUCUUUAGUUUAUUUCUGCAGAAAAUUAUAUGAUAUUAAAUUACAUCGAUUAUUAAAAACUUUUCCUUUUCCCACUCCGCUGUUUUAUCAAAAUUCAACUUCCAUCGCAAAAUCAACUUCUUAUUCUGAUACCAACUAGUUUAUUUGUGAUUUUUCGUUAUACUUUAACAAAUUGUUACGUUUACUGGUAUUUCUCUGUGAUUGCCACGAACAUAGUAUUGGCAAUCUUUAUCAUUUUUGAUUCUUGAUAGUGGCUCACCUCUUAUUCAUCGUUCUGUGCGCGAAAUGAUGAUUUCAAUUACUUAGAAAUAACAGUAAAUCUGACAAUUUCUAUACCGCAAUCUGAUACAAUUAUAUCUGUGAAACAAUAUUAUUUUGUCUUGUUUUUUUCGAUUCUCGUAUAGUUUUCAGAAGAGAAAAAAGAUGAAAAUGAAAAAUAUACAAAAAUUUUACUUUA